GUAAAAAUGUUGAUGAUAUUCAAAUCACUAAAAAUCUAAUGUUGUUGCUAUUGAUCCUGGUGUUCGUACUAGUUGGUCUUGGUAUUCUCCAUCUAAAGGAUGUAGUUGGUUUAGUAACUUAG
This is a messenger RNA of Funneliformis mosseae, 122 nucleotides long. The record is from the annotation of a GenBank genome assembly. NCBI's taxonomy places the organism in Eukaryota, Fungi, Glomeromycota, Glomeromycetes, Glomerales, Glomeraceae.